This is a messenger RNA of Panicum hallii, 318 nucleotides long. RefSeq lists its product as uncharacterized. The record is from RefSeq and is a predicted model, not a curated record. The coding region runs from base 1 to 318 and encodes 105 amino acids. Lineage: Eukaryota; Viridiplantae; Streptophyta; Magnoliopsida; Poales; Poaceae. The transcript has a single exon.
AUGAGCUCCUCUCCGCCGCCGUGCUCCAAGGCCGCCGCUGCCGGCUCGCCCGCCGGGAAGUACUGCCUGUGCGCGCCGACGACGCACCCGGGCUCGUUCCGGUGCAGGCUGCACCGGUCACCGGUGGAGGCUAAGGCAACGGCGGCGGCGGCGACUUCGGGAGCUGAUCAGGAGGCGGCGACGGCUGCGGCGGCCGCGGUCGCGCGUGAACUCCUCGAGCGGAUGGCGCGGAAGCCGAGGCGGCAGGGUGUUGUGCCUGGGGCUUUCCGGCCUGGGCCUUCGAGGCUGGGAGCCACCGCCACUGCCAUGGAUGACUAG